Pristis pectinata (smalltooth sawfish) is the source of this 3659-nucleotide messenger RNA. RefSeq names its product pre-B-cell leukemia transcription factor-interacting protein 1-like. Bases 169 to 2394 code for a protein of 741 amino acids. Lineage: Eukaryota; Metazoa; Chordata; Chondrichthyes; Rhinopristiformes; Pristidae. The transcript has 13 exons. The record is from RefSeq and is a predicted model, not a curated record.
GCUCAACGCCCGGCGAGGCGGCGGCCCAUUGGCCCGCGGUCACGUGCGGAGGGAAGCGUCUUCCUCCACCAGUCGGCUUCGGAAGAGGCGGUGCAGCAGCGGCGGGGUCCGGGCGGAGAGCGGGGUCCCGGGGCGGCCCGCCGGCCACAGGCACAGAUCACCGACAGGAUGUCAGACCUUCCCGAGGAAGGCGAGACAAUCUCCCGGAUGCCGGCGGCUGUGACGGAGGCACAGAUCACCGACAGGAUGUCAGACCUUCCCAAGGAAGGCGAGACGGUCUCCCGGAUGCCAGCGGCUGUGACGGAGAAGAUGCCGGUGGAGACGGUGGGAGCCGGCACACGGGAGCAAGGAGACGUCCCCCACCCCUCAGAUGCGGAGGGAUUCCUCUCGGACCAGGAUUGGGAAGAUCAGACGGAGGGGAAGGCAGAGCUGUCGCCUCAGCUGCCUGGAGACUCGAAUGCCGUGUCCCAGGCCGCCUUCACAGAAGAUGUGAGGGCGAUCAAGGGCGAGACGGCCCCUGGCACAGACACUGCCCCUCGUGCGCCCCCAGCAGCGGAUGGUGCCACAGACGCCACCGACGAGCCUCCACACCAGACCGUGAGUGACGCCCCACCAGCCCUGGCGCGGGACGUGGAGGAGAUUCGGGAUCUGGGCGCGCAGGAGGAGAUGGGGCAGGUCCGCAAGAGGCGAGCGGUGACCCCCGGCAAGGCGACUCCGCGGGCUGCGCUGGUCCCAGCCGGGGUGGAGGAGGAGUGGGGCGGAAUCACGCUGAACAAGUGCCUCCUGCUGGCUCUGGUGUUGGUCGCCGUUGGCUUCGGGAUCUUCGGUCUUGCUAGCUACCGCGGGCCUGAGGAAGACCCCGAGCAGCUGGACAAGCGAGCGGUGGAUGGGGGGCAUCAUCACGGCGACCCUGAGCUACCACCCAGUGGUCAGCUGUGGAUGGAUCCCACACUGGAGAACGCAGAGGAGACGCCGUCCACCGCCAGCCCUCUGAGUGACCUGCUGGAUAAACUGGACAAUGAAAGUGAUCAGAUCCAGAUGAUGCACGUUGGCCUGAAGGCGCAGGUGGUGGAGUUGGACCAGCUGCUGCGCGAGGACGGCGGGCGGCUUCCCAUUGGCUCGCGGGAGACGCUGCGCGGCCUGUGGCAGCGGCUGGCCGACCACGUGUCGGUGGGGGAGGCUGCGCUGCGGGGGCUGCGGGAGGGGGUCCGGGCGCUGAGGGCGGCGGCGGAGGGUCCUGGGACCGCUCCAGCCCGCGACAACCUGCUGGCCGAGGCCCUGAUGCUGCGGCGGGAGCUGGACAGGCAGCGAGGGCUGGUGGCUGCGGCGCGGGAGGCGCUGGCGGCCUGGGCCCAGCGGGCGGACGGUCCCGGGGACGGGGCGGGGGCCGAUGCUGAGGACCCCGAGCUGCUGCGGCUCCUGGAGGAGCUGGAGCGCCGGGCCUGGCAGCCGGAGCGGCCCGGAGCCCCCCAACCUGGGGGGGUGCGGGGCAAUGGGACGGGGGAGGCGGAGACCGGGGGCCCCGACCUGCGGGGAGGGGGCGGCGGCAGCUCAGGGUCCCCCGGUGUCCCGGGGGAGGGUGGGAAGCGGAGGGGGAGAGACGAGGGGGGCAGGGGGUGGGACAAGAAGGUCAGAGGGCGGGGAGACAAGGAGAGGAUCAGAGGGCGGGGAGGCGAGGAGGGGGGCAGACCGAGGAUCAAGGGGGGUAGAGAAUGGGAAGACAAGGAGGAGGGUGGGAGCUGGGACAGGAAAGGCAGAGGACGGGGAGACGAGGAGAGGGCCGAGGGGAGAGGUGAGGAGGGGGGCAGGCCACACCGACACCACGACCACAACAGGUUCUGGGAGCCGGGCCGUGAGCUGGCGGGGGGCAGACACCGGUACAGCGCGCCGGUGGGCUGCAGCGACCUGCCGAGCUGCGCCCGGCGCGAGGGGCGGGAGCUGUUCGGCGUGGACCUGCAGCCGGUCACCGACCAGCAGCUGACCUCGGCCAUCGCCGGCUACGUCCGGGACUCCGGGCUGGGGCCGGGACUGGCCCGGGAACUGGCCGCCCGCUCAGCCCCCUUCUUCCAGGGCGGCGUCUUCCUUCACCACCGCGUCCGCCUGGCGGAGUUCCUGGACCAGCUAGAGGAGACGGCGGAGGAGGCGGCGGAGAGGGAGCUGGGAGACGAGGACGCAGCUGGAGACUUCGAAGAUUACGUCUGGGCCCGGCUGGUGGGGGAGAAUGCUGUCCGCAGCAGGAACGCCAAGAAGCACAAGCAUAAGAUCCCCGAUCACCGCCACAAGGAACACGGAGAUCGUCAGACGGCAGGGGAAGGAUACAAGAGGGAGCAGGAAGUGAAGUGGUCGCCGAGGGUUAGCAGGGUGUUGGAGGGAGGUGGACAGGUGGCCCCAUAGCAUCCAGUCGCCGCUGUGUGAGUUUGGUGUGUGGUGCGUGUCGCUUUGACAGCCAGCCGUGAGCUGCCCCUGUACCCUCUCUGUUUGCCCCACUUUGCAGCUCACCCCCUCCCCCUUUACGAUGGAUGCUUGUGCGGAUGUCAUUCAACCUUCCCCCCCACCAACCCCAGCUCAACCCUUUCCCUGGGGGCCCCCACCUUCAAUCAUUAACUGGUUUCCCCUCUCCUGGUUCGCCUCUCCCUCCGAGGCUCCCAGGACACUCCCUGCUCUGAAUCCACACCCCCCCAGCUGCUUGGCACACUUGCUGCUACUGGGAUCCUGCUGUGCCCCUUGAAUGGCCCUUCAGAAAGUGGGCUUAGAUCCCAAACAUUGCGGUGGCCGCAUAGAAUGAGGCCAUUUGGCCCAUCCAGCCCAUUCCCUCGGUAGUUUUCACCCCAGUUACCAACUUCCAGGAUCACGGAAUUGUAGGCAAAAUUGCUACCUUACCAGAAACUGCCCUGAUUGAUGGGUGGACACCCCACUCCCAUGAUCAAUAACUAGUCAGACUUAUGUUGCAAUAGGAGGUGAGGUGAACUGGUUGACCACAGUACCAGUGUUCAGCUUUCUUUCUGGAAGGUUUUUUUCAAAUAACACACAAUCCAGCAAGAAAAGUGCCAAUCUGUGUGUGACGGGACGGUGCGGAGGGAGCUUCACCCUGUGUCUGACCCCGGGAGUGUGUGACGGGACGGUGCGGAGGGAGCUUCACUCUGUGUUUGACCCCAGGAGUGUGUGACGGGACGGUGUGGAGGGAGCUUCACCCUGUGUCUGACCCCGGGAGUGUGUGACGGGACGGUGUGGAGGGAGCUUCACCCUGUGUCUGACCCCGGGAGUGUGUGACGGGACGGUGUGGAGGGAGCUUCACUCUGUGUUUGACCCCAGGAGUAUGUGACGGGAUGGUGCGGAGGGAGCUUCACCCUGUGCCUGACCCCGGGAGUGUGUGACGGGACGGUGCGGAGGGAGCUUCACCCUGUGCCUGACCCCGGGAGUGUGUGAUGGGACGGUGCGGAGGGAGAUGUCUCUCACUCUCUCUCUCUCUGUACUCCCCACCCUGUUAGCACCAAACAACUGAUUUUACAGUACUGACACUUUAAAAAAAUACCCCAAGAACAUAGACUAUUUAAAUCUUUAACUAUUUAAUUGUGAUUGAGUUGAAUCUUGUGGCCUUGAUGUUAAAAGCAGUGUAGAGAAGAUGUACAUAAUUGAAUAAAACUGCCUCUCAACUUGAA